This is a messenger RNA of Lethenteron reissneri (Far Eastern brook lamprey), 4437 nucleotides long. It is a transcript of the gene TBC1D15, whose product is annotated as TBC1 domain family member 15. Gene Ontology annotation, molecular function: GTPase activator activity. Lineage: Eukaryota; Metazoa; Chordata; Hyperoartia; Petromyzontiformes; Petromyzontidae. The record is from RefSeq and is a predicted model, not a curated record. Gene Ontology annotation, biological process: activation of GTPase activity.
UCAAACGCGGCGUCACUCACUCGACUGUCAUGGCCUCCGCGAGCAGGGUGGACAAGGUGGUGUAUGAGAAGGACGGUGUGUUCGUCCACACCUGCACCAAAAAGAACAAUGACCAGGAUUCGCUCAUCCCUGGCAUCCUUCGGCUCAUUGAGAAGCCCAGCAACAGCCAGGGGCGUCCCGGGGCGCCUGGUUUCCAGGGCACCGAUGCCUUUAUAGACUGGGUGCCUGUGGAUGAAAACGGAGACCAAUUGCAUUUGCUCUGCCCGAAGAAGGACUCAAAUGCGGUUGUGGACUGGAAGCAGCAGCCCACGGGGGCAGCAGCAGCGGGAGUUUCGGUGUCGGGGCGCCCUGUCCGAGCAGACGACGUGGAUCCAGGAUACGAGCCAGACUGGGCCGUGGUGAACACCGUGGGCUACAAGAAGAGAAUCGGCUCUGAGAGUGAGGAAACGGGGGUGUCCUUCCAGUCCAAUACGCGCAAGAGCAAGUGGGCAUUUGCCUUUAGCCUGUCUGAUCUCAAGUCGAUCAGGAAGAACAAGCCGGGCCUCGGCUGGUCCUACCUCAUCUUUAUCAUCCGCGACGGCACCUCCUUCCCGGCCCUGCACUUCCACCAGGGGGGCAGCAAAGCGCUCCUCACUGCACUGAGUCGCUACGUCUCGCUCACCCGGUCCCCGCUUGACUCGAGGCUCACGCUGGUGCACUGCCACGACACGCGCGCGCUCUCCCAGUCGAUGGAUGAGCUGCAACUCUUUGACGACGGAGCGCCGCACUUUGUGUCGAAGUUCAUCAAGGACCCGUACACAACGACGCUGGGCAGCUUCUCCAAGGUGACCAACUUCCUGCGGGAAUCACUGGCGCAGCCGCACGAAGCGCCGCGCCACCGCCCCCCCAACGAGAUCGCGGACCUCCUCAACGAGUCCAUCCCUGGCCUCAACAUCAACCAGCAGGAGGAGCCAGGAUUCGAGCUCAUCACCUGUACCGAACUGGGCCCCAGGCCAAAUGUGCAGCGACGGGAGCCGGUGAGCACGGAGGAGUGGGAGCGCUACAUGGACCCUGAAGGGAGAGUGCGCGACGUGGACAAACUGAAGGCUGCCAUCUGCCAAGGGGGUCUGGCGCACUCGCUGCGGAAGGAGGUUUGGAAAUUCGUGCUCGGAUAUUACCCUUGGACAAGCACGACAGAGGAGAGGAAAGCCGUCGUGAAGAAGAAAGCGGAUGAGUAUUUCCGCAUGAAGCUUCAGUGGAAAUCUGUGAGCGAAGAACAAGAAAAGAGGAAUUCGAACCUGCGCGAUUACAAGAACUUAAUCGAGAAGGACGUUAACAGGACAGACCGCACCAACAAGUUCUAUGAGGGCUCGAACAACCCAGGGCUCACCCUGCUCAAUGACAUCCUGAUGACUUACUGCAUGUACGACUUUGAUUUGGGAUACGUUCAGGGCAUGAGUGAUCUGCUCUCCCCCAUCCUGUACGUGCAGGAAAAUGAAGUAGAUGCCUUUUGGUGCUUUGUAGGUUACAUGGAUCAAGUGCACCACAACUUCGAGGAGAGCCAGCAGGGAAUGAAAACUCAACUCGUGCAGCUCUGUCAGCUCCUGCAUUUGCUUGACCCAAGCUUCUGUGAUUACCUCGAAACGCACGACUCUGGAAACCUGUACUUUUGCUUCCGAUGGCUGCUCAUUCGCUUCAAGCGAGAGUUCUCCUUCCAAGACAUCCUGCGCCUCUGGGAGGUGAUGUGGACCGGCCUGCCGUGCCAAAACUUCCACCUGCUGCUCUGCUGCGCAAUUCUCGACAUUGAGAGGCAGCACAUGAUGGAUGCCAAGUGUGGCUUCAACGAGAUCCUCAAGCAUGUGAACGAGCUGUCUAUGAAGCUGGACGUGGAGGAGAUUCUAAAGAGGGGGCAGGCAAUUUACCUGCAGCUGAGCCAGUGCAAAGAGCUUCCGCGCUCCAUCCUGGAGAUUCUGGGCAUGGGCGAGGAGACUGUGGGUGCCGGCACGCCCGAGUCGGACAGCAACAGUAGCAGCAGCAGCACCAGCAGCGGCGGCGGCGGCGGUGGCAGCAGCAGCAGCCACAGCAGCGGCGGCGGCAGCAGCCCGUCCGGGGUGGGAGAGAGCCACAGCCCUGCUCGAGGCUCGCGUGCCGAGAGCUCCGUAGCCAGCAUGGCCGACAGCAGCAUAGAGAUCGUGCAGGACGACGAGGGUGGGAAUUGAGCCACCGCAGGCGGGCGGGCGGGGGGUAGCGUGGGGCUCUUGGCGGCGCUGACUCGGCGAAGGCAACCCCCUCGACUCGGCAUCACACACACGGUCACCGACCUUGUCUGUAAACUUAAACUGAGACCUAAAUCGAACCUUAGCUAUAAUCCUAGCACUAAAUCCAAACCGUAGCUCUAACCCUAGUCCUAAAUGAAUACCCUCGAUUUUCUUAUUCCAGCUGAUACACAAAACAUUAGCUGUUGUCCUAGCCCAAAUCCCAGACCAUUAUCCUAAUUCCAAACCCUUAGCUUUAAUCCCAACUUUUGCCAAAUCACAUUGGUCUAACCCUAAGCUCUGAGGCCACAUUCUUAGCUCUUACCCUAGCCAUUAACUGAGCCCAAGUUCUAACAUUAACUCUGUCCAACACUAACACUAUUAUAGGGUAGGCGUUAACCACUUUUUUUUUUACUGAGGACCGCUUUAAUCUACUUACAAUGUCAGAGAUGAGAAACGCAUUUUUACAUUUGUAAUUGUAAAUCAGGAAUAUGGCACCUAUUCUCAAAGGGAGAACGAGGAAUCAAGGCUUGUUUAUUUUUAACAGCACAUGUUUUGCAUUGCAGCAGCGCAUGCCAAUUGAGUAUGGACACCUUUCGUUAGGCCAUGGCGAUACGAGACCACUUUGACUUGAAACUAAGUUGCAGGACACUGGGCUACAAUGCGUUUGUUUUUUUAAUAGUUAUUGAGUUUAUAUUUAAGUGUCUAAACCAAUCAGCCUGCUGAAAAAACGAAGGGAGACAAUGUGAUGUCCCUAUCUUUAGUAAUGGCGAUAGAUUACAAUAGAUUCAAUUGGCAGGUGGUCAUUGUGUUUUGUUUUUGUCUUCAAACCAAAUUGUCAAAUGAUAAACUGAUUGAGUCGGAUCGCUUCAAAUGUCGCAAACUAUUUACCCUGCAAUCACUGAACAUAACACAAAAUGCCUUAUUUGUAAUUGGCUGGGAUGGCCGCACAUGUCUGCCCUUGUGUGCCUAUGCCACAGUCUGGGACCUGGUCCCAACUUCCUGAAACAAAGUUUCAAGCCAUAAAGUGGUUCUGUGUUCCAUCGUGUUUGGCCACAACCUUCCUCCGACAGGUUUCCAACGUCGCGAGCGUAUCGACACUCAAAACCAGACGAGGAACGGCACCGCAUCUAUAGCAAGCGUGAUGACCCCUCAUUAAUUUGUUAUGUUUUUGAAACGAUGCUUAAAUUUGUUUUAAUUUAUUUGUAAGUUUAACAUUUUCAAAAAGUACAUUGACCUUUUGUUAAAGGUUACAUUGUUGAAUGUGUUCAUGUGCUUACCGCCAGCAUGGUCUCCUUCCCACUGAGUAGUUCACACACAGCAGUGUUAAAUCAUCUGUCACAAGUAGUAAAUAGGUAGGCGUUAGAAUAGUCUACGGUAAUGGCAUGGCAGUGUACGGGUUUUAUGCUUUUACAUGUUGAGGCAAAAUUGACUAUCCUUUUAUGUAUUAGCAGCGAAGCCCUCUGACCCCAUGGGGAAGCCCCUUAAAGGUCUACUAUAAAGGAACAAAUAUCUGCUCAUCACAACAGGCACCGAAUACCCACGACCCACCUAUUGGAACCAAGUAAUCUUGCACAUCCGUAUAGUUAAACGCGAAAUGAGAGAGUGGAUAGAUAACUGGCUGUACAUUUGAAGUUUUAGAAUGUUUCUAAUCUUCUUCCGAUGAAUGUAUCAUUGGAAAAAAUACGACAUGCAAUAUACUGUAUUGAUAUGCUGCCAUUCAAGUUAGAAAUUUAGUAUCACAAAAAUGCCACGGUAGGGUCGACCUGCAGUUUAGUAUUUGGGAAUGUUGUUCGUGCAUUAUUUAAUUUCAGUGUCUUAAAAUUUACCGAAUAGAUGUAACAAAAAUAACAAGUUAUCCCGCGCGUACCCUAAUUGCAUAAUCCACUGUACUGUGUGUAAUAGAGUGGACCUUUGAAAUGGCACGAUUGCUUGUAUAUCCCAGCUACUGCUGUGAUUGUUUAAGCAAAGUUGAAUACAUGUAUAGUGAAUUCUGCACAAGAUCAACCUUUUUUUUUAAACAUGUAAAAUUCGUUGCCAUUUUGGUUAAUUUUUGUUAUUUUGAAGCUUGUAAGCCUUACUUUGUCCUCGGUCCUUGUUUGAACAUUGGUGCGCCGGGUCCAGGUGACGGUGUUGUUAUCUUCUUUCUCUGUAAAUAUGCAUUAUACACAGUCGGGCUGCAUUAAACUGAAAUGUACGUAGA